Messenger RNA from Carassius carassius (crucian carp), 1276 nucleotides. RefSeq names its product protein-lysine 6-oxidase-like. NCBI's taxonomy places the organism in Eukaryota, Metazoa, Chordata, Actinopteri, Cypriniformes, Cyprinidae. The record is from RefSeq and is a predicted model, not a curated record. Bases 266 to 1276 code for a protein of 336 amino acids. Gene Ontology annotation, biological process: peptidyl-lysine oxidation. Gene Ontology annotation, molecular function: protein-lysine 6-oxidase activity; copper ion binding. The transcript has 6 exons.
UGCCUAAAAAGUAUUUAUUCAGCUCUCAGAUGAUGUAGUAUAAAUCUCAACAAAAAACAAAAACAGCAUUGACCGGUUUGUGGUCCUGAGUCACGUAUCACGCGGUUUUAUGUCACUUGUGUAACUCUGAAACGGAUCCAGAAGCUGUAAAACUCCUGCACGUGCAUCAGCUCCUCCUCAUCUUCAUCAUCGUCCUCCUCUUCAGCGCAUCCUCUAGCGGCUCUCCAGGAGCUCGCGGCGCGUUUUCUCUCCGGUUGCGCGGAUUAUGGCUCGGACCGGCUUCGGUGUCGUUCUGCUGUUUCUGUGUGUUUCUGCUCGCGUUCUGCCGGUGUUCUCUCAGCUUCACCCGGGAUCGAGAGCGCGGACGCGAUGGACGAAUAGGGGGCGCUUGUAUCAGCUGGUGAGCCCCGGGUCUCAGUACGAGCCACCGGGACGAAGAGCGGCGAACCGAGCAGAGCCAGCCCCGGUGACCGUGAUCACAGCCCGGCAGAACACCAGCGCGAGCUCCAGUGACGGGAUGGUGUCCGAUGACCCCUACGACCCCUACAAGUCCGUCAGGAACAGUCCCUACGACCCAUACUACAACCACUACGACUCGUACAGACCCAGACCGAGGAGCACACCUCGACACCCCGGACACGGAACCAGAUACUUCCAGAACGGUCUCCCGGAUCUGGUGGUGGACCCCUACAUGAUCCAGGUGUCCACGUAUGUCCAGAGAGUGCCCAUGUACAGCCUCCGGUGCGCGGCCGAGGAGAACUGCCUGGCCAGUUCUGCUGCAAACGCACGAGAUUACGACACCAGGGUCCUGCUGAGGUUCCCGCAGCGCGUGAAGAAUCAAGGAACCGCAGACUUUCUUCCCAGCAGACCGAGAUACGCCUGGGAAUGGCACAGCUGUCACAAUCACUAUCACAGCAUGAAUGAGUUCUGUCAUUACGACCUGCUGGACUCCAGCACACAGCAGCGCGUCGCCGAGGGUCAUAAAGCCAGCUUCUGUCUGGAGGACACGUCCUGUGACCCCGGAUACUACCGCCGAUACGCAUGCACCUCUCACACACAGGGUUUGAGUCCCGGAUGUUACGACACCUACAGCGCAGACAUCGACUGUCAGUGGAUCGAUAUCACAGACGUCCAGCCGGGACGCUACACGCUGAAGAUUACAGUGAACCCAGGCUUCCAGGUGCCAGAGUCGGACUUCAGUAAUAAUGUAGUUCGCUGUGACAUUCACUACACCGGAAAUUACGCGCACGCAUCCGGCUGCAGCAUGACGCCGUAA